Messenger RNA from Porites lobata, 3126 nucleotides. NCBI's taxonomy places the organism in Eukaryota, Metazoa, Cnidaria, Anthozoa, Scleractinia, Poritidae. The record is from the annotation of a GenBank genome assembly.
UUUAAUCCGACAUCAUAAGUGUCUUUUUGAUACACAAGUCAAAUUUUCACCCGGCAGGAAUGACUAAUGACGUUUGAAUUGACCCAAUUCAUCAUAAGUGCUUACCAACUUGCAGGUAGUUGGUUCAUUACACAUUGCAACUUAGUCUAACUUAUUUACGUCUAUCAUUUCAAAAGACCCUUCAAUUUUGUUCGCAUACACAUCUACAUCAUACGCAGGCUUAUUAGGUUCAACUUUGUUGUCAGAGUCAGAGACAGAGGCUUGUGUUGCGUGAGGGGCGGAUCGCGGAUCGAAACUCAGGUUAGGUCACCCGGAAAAAAUAUACUGAAGACAAGACGGAAUGACGUAAAUCACGGCUUAUAGAAAUUGUGUGUUUAUUUGGGUAUCAACCCUGGAUUUAAAGCAACGCGUUAUAUAUUUCAUUCCAUUUCCACAGCGAGGAAAGCGGUGCUUGCUGUUGCCUUAGUGAAAGGACAAGCCAUGGCAGCCUCAAAUAUGGCCCUGUUCAGCAUGGCAUUUUUGUGCAUAAUGUCCAUCGGUAGGUAAUCAAAUUCGACUAUGUUAUAUUCCCGUCUAAAUCACUUCGUGGUUAAAAGUAAUAACUUGGAAAAGGCUCGGAGAUCUUGAAUUAACUCAACACUCCACGCUUCAGUCCUCACAAGUGUUACUACGAUUUCACGGCUCAACGUAUGCAGGGACACCCAACGAGAAUAUAGUUCAAAACCACUUAAACACAGCCUUGUUGAACGUAUUUUAGUAUUUAAACGGUAGAUAUAGGCAUAUUUUUAUCCCCUAAAAAUUUUUCAUCUGUUCGGAUUUCCUAGCUGAAAGUCUAAUGAUCCGAAAAUUAUGAGCAUCAAAACUUACCUAUUCGAAAAUUUCAGCGAGAAAAAAAGGCUCCCGAAAAUUCUAGGUGACCUUUUCACGGUAAAAAUCCGUUAAAAAUAGGCAAUUAUACCAUUUUUGGAAGGUUCGAAAAUCCCAGGAGAGGCAUGCAAGCAAGAAAUUUAACAACAAAUGUUCCGAAAAUUCUAGAUCUCAAAUCGUCUUCCGAACAGAUAUUUUCAAACAAUUGUCGUUGGGUGCCCCUGCGUAUGUAACAAAACGACACGUUCGGUCAAAUUAGUGUAUCAUUUACGUUAGGUCAGCUUCAUUUGCCUCGCAAAUAAGUAAGUACAUAGCCAAAAAUCACUCCCGGAAGGCCUUAACGGUAAAAUUAAGCAAACAAAAAGUCGAAACAAAUGCUCGUUUUGAAAACUGAAACCACACUGAGUAGCAUGUCUCAGUAGAAGUAACUGUCAUGAACUGUAAGCCAUAAACUUACAGCCUAAACGUUUUUGUCGUCGGACGUAAAAAACCAAAAGCAGCCAAAAGUGAAAUUUUCAACAAUUAGUGAUUUCAACAGUGAUUAAUCGUUAGCCAUAGAAAACCUAAAGUAUUAAGCGUUGGCCGUGCCCAAUCCCACUGACACCCUCACUGAAGCUUGUGCUGCUUUCAGAAACUUCGAUCGUGUAAGGCGGCGAAAUCCAGUUACACCGACUAUUGCCAAUUUAUCAGAGGCCUACAGUUUUUUAAUCUUCUUGAGGGGUUGGUCAGUGGAUAGUAACAUACCACUGUAGCAUGUACCACACAAGUGAAUACUGACUGGUGCUUUUCGCGAGCGCUAAUUGGGCGGGCUAGCAAGGCGGAGAGGAACCAGGAGCGCAUAAUCUAACAAAACCUCCACAACGAGAUUAAUUGCGUGAAGUCGACCUCUUAUGCAAGGCAAACAUGGAAACCAGUUUCUAUCUUCAAAAAUAAAGGAGGUACAAAAUGUUUGCGCCAGCUUGAUUUUGUCGAGUUGGGUUGAAUGAUUAAAUUUAAGUCGGCCUGCUUUGGUGCGAUUUUUUCGGCUUAAUUAUUUUGACUUAAUUUGCCUGUUUACAGUUGCUGCCCUUGAGUGCCCAGAUUGUACAAAUCUUCCAGUACCUGGGCAAAAGAGUUGUGAUAGCAAACCGGUCCCGACUAUCACAUGUGGUCCUGAAUUUGAUCGAUGUAUGACGGCGGAGGGUAAAAUCAAAGAACAGGAGAUGACGUUUGUUUACAAGAACUGUUCCAACAGCUUUUUGUGUGACCCAGACGGCCCCUACUACAGUAAGUAACAGCAAUAAGAAGCAUUGAGCAAUUAAAUGCAAUUUAACAUCGAUUUAAAACAUGACGUUUCGAUAACUUUAAGAUUUGGGGGGUAGUUAGUGGUUUUAUAUAACUGAAAAGAAGUAAGUUGAAGCGGAAAAUGUAAAAUAAAAUAGCUUACUAGUAUAGAUCUAGAAUACUACGAAAAUAGAGGAAGGACUCAGUGAUACUUUUUAGAACAGUUGUAGGCAUGAAACGGUUUAUCUAAAGGGUAUGGUUAUCAAAUAUUUUGUUAUCAUAAUUCCACUCAACGACCUUGAUUGUUUGUAGCCAUUUGGGUCAAUCUUAUUGGAGCACUGAAAUGAAAGGGACUACUCAGGAUUUCCGCACACGUGGCAAAAGCUGAGUUCGUUUCUUUACAAGGCUUCGUUUGUUUGCGGCCCUGAGAGGGUACUCAAAAACGUUUUAUACGGAAGGCUCCACCCCGAGCUCCAGGCCCUCACCCUUUUAAUUUCCAUUUUUGGCAGAAGAGGGGACUACUCGUAGUCUAGUACUAACAAGUCAAUUCCUUUUGUUUCAUAGUGUGUAAGCUGCUGAACGAGACUGGCUUCCUGUCCUCAUGUUCAGUAACCUGUACUCAACCAAGCAAUAUCCAGAAAAUUCCGGAACUGGAGAAAUGGAACGUAGGAGUACGGGGCAUGAAACCCGAGCCAAGUGACCAUGAAAAUAAAAAAUUCAAGCGGCGGGCAAAGAAUCCAUUUCAUCCAUCGCGUGAAGAGUGAUAUUCCAGCCUUAGCGUUUUUUAAUUUUUUGUUUCCUUUGAAAACCAACGAUAUUUUGCAUGAGUGUAGAGCAUAACAAGUAAUCGUGUUAAAAGUUUGUAACACUUUUAGCAAACUGUUGUAGCUGAAAAGAGCUUUUAUUCUGUGUUAAAUAAAAUUUCAUUUUCCCUUAAGUUAUAAUGAUUGUCGACCUGCGAGCAAGCUUUCGGCUGUCACGGGGGAAGAAAGAGUG